GGCCCCGCUUGCGCUUGUGUCAAAUGCUCAUGUACAUUUGAAGCAUGUUUUUAUUCCUCCAUGCUUGUAGUAUGAGAUUAUUCAUAUUUACAUGUACAUGUAUGUUUGCUUAAAAAAACAAUGGCAUCGAAGAGGAUGAAGAUGAUCCAAACUCGUCCGGAGCCACCGGAUCUUGACAGUACUCUGAGUGAUCUUGAAAAAGCCCAAACAAAUGACGUAGUAUUCUCAUUUUUUCAGUCAGUAGACCUGUCAAAUGACGAUGACCUCGCAAAGGGCAGUGCAGCAUCGCAUCUAUCAACCAGCAGAGAUGCCUUGGCAACUGAAGUGCCAUCAACAGUUUCUACAAAGCCCAAAUCAUCUGAACUCAAUCACUGCUAUACACAGACAGUCCAGUUCAUCCGGAUGAACGACUAUCUGAAAGAUUCACAGGAAAGGCUGGCCGAUCAGGCCACAGAGCUACAGAGGCUAGGACAGGCCAUUAAAGAACAAGUGGAGUCACUGAGAACACAACUCAGUUGAUGUGUAUUUUGGGACACCAUAGAUGUGUGAAAAGCUGAAUAUCUGUGAAACACCAAAGUUACAUGAGGUUGAGUGGGAUGUAAUUUUGUAAGAUGUUUAAACUAUCAGUUUUUAGUAGUUGUGGGCAUUCUUCAGCCUGCAUUUUACAUUGCUGUUUCCAAAUUUUCCACCAGUGUGAUUGUUUUGCAUGAUGCUUUUGGGUUUCCAUACUACAUUGUAUUGUCUUUGUGUUGUUAUUUAAGAGCGUGAUGUAUGACUACAUGUCAAUAAUUGGGCUGUGAGUUUGCUAUCACCAUGUGGAGCAAUGUAUAGUUGGCCAAAUCAAUUUGAUGGAGCGUCAGCCAAAACUUGUCGGAUUUUUUAUUACAUGUAAGCCUUUAUGGUCCUUUUGAGGGUAUGAGGCAAAAUUUUCCGGAUUUGUGCAUGCUUGUAGUAGGAAAUGAAAUACAUGUUGUCUAAGAAAUUGACCUCAACACAAAUGUUGGACUUACAAGAAAAGGAAACACUUCUUGUGCAGUAUUUAUGUAAGGCCAUCUGGACUUUUUUGGGAUUUUUUAAAAUCGGAGCUUAUUGUGGGUUCGGUGGGUGGAAGGGUCAGUGGGUAGAAGGGUCGAUGGGUGGAUGGGUCGAUGGGUUUAUGUAUUGCAAUUACAUUGAAAGUUUUCUGUAUAUUUUAGGUAGUAGUUUCUCAUCUUGGUGAUAGGUAAACAUUGAAAAACAAUGUGGUCCUUUUUAUAUUCAUGAGUAUGUUCAGGAGGGAAAACAUUUUCUGGACAUUCUUACAAAAAUCGUGUUCUUUCCCGUGAAGAGAAAAUUAAUCCAAAAGUGAUUGCAAUUAUUUGUUCAUUGUCAAUAAUUGAUCCAACCAAAGUUCAGUGGAAGAGCACCGAGUUUUUUGCUUCAAGUGCGUUUUGUCGUGAAAGUAUUGAAUUCGGACGUAAAAUGAAACACUAAUUAAUUAAUUAAAUGCAUACUUAAUCGCGCAAUGUACAAACAACACCCAGUUUCUCAAAGUUAAUAAGAGUUGUAAGCCUUUUACUCACAAAAAGAUUGCUGCAAAAUUUAGUUGGUAAAAAAACCCCGACUUUCUGAAGAUCAUUGCUGAUCGGAUUGGAAAUAAAAACACGCGAGGAAUCUACCUACCUCUCAUGGGAUAAUCUCUCGAAGAAGUACCUUUGGAAAUAUAAAUGUGCAGUGCAAGAACACAAGUCACACGUUUUUAAAAAAUCUUGUACGGGAUAAGGGAUUUUACAGGGCCUUGAUCGCAAAGCUAACCACCUGCAUCCCAAUUGCUCUCAGCAAGUCCAAGACCAAUCGGUGACCAUUAGAUAUAUCAGCAACCCAUGGCCUUAAAUAGAGCAAAUCCAUUUUGUUUUUGAAAAGACACACCUAUCAAUUCUCAGGCUUGUUAGCUGUCCAGUUGUAAUUCCGAAUUUUACUUUAAUCAUCUUAGCCAAGCACAUACAAAGCUCAGAACUUUUUGCACCCCUGUAAACAAAGCCCAGCAGGAGCAAAAUGUCACGAUCGUUACGUCCGUGUCAAUGUGUCAGAGCUUUGUAUGAGAAAUAAAUCAAUUCCCACUUGCAUUCCAUUUGAAAUGGACCGUUAGCCCACAUGGUGAAAAUUCAGUUUGACUUUAUGACAUGCUCUUUUAAGAUUAAUAAUAUUGCGUAGUAGAAAAACGUGUGCAAAACCUGUGGAGAAAACUGGAUUAUUGUCUGGAGGUCUGCCACGUUUGAAGUCAAUCAGAUAUAUAAAACUACCAAAGUCGACUUGUGGACGAGAACGUGUACAAACCCUAAGGGGAAAGAGUCUGGAAAAGGAAAAGAAAAACGAGAACUUUAUGCCUGUUCGAGAACAGAGCAUAAGGCUUUUCCGCAUUUUGAAUGUUGUCUUUAAAGAAUGGACAUUAAAUGUCACAUUAUUUUUCGUGCAGCUGUCAAAUCACUUGGUGACGUCAUCAUGACGUUAUUAUUUUAGUAUAAUCUUUGCUUCCAAAUCUUUCCUUUGUGUAACUUUGAGCACAACUGAAGAUCGCUAAGGUACCAAAAUUGUGCAUUGUUCUCUGCCCAUCUUCGAACUAAGGUCCUUCAUUAAUGUAAAUUUGAUGAAGAUCCAAAGUUGUUAAAGGACCAAAGUCGAAAGAUGAAGAACAAGAAGAAUGCAUACGCCCUAUCAUGUAUAGGGCGUAUGCCCAACCAUUAACGUGCGUCAGUCUAGUUAAUGUCGGAACAUAAUGCUUCACGUCGUAUUACAACUUUCCGUAUCCCGGGAUAGGAAAAGAAAAAAAAAACAUGUAACAGUAUUGUUAUGGGAGGAAAUUUGCUCUGGAAAAAUUCCUAUCAGACACCCCCCCACGGUGGAAGAAGAAGGUGGAAGGCUAACUCCGGGGCAUCGUAUCUCGUGUUUAAUAAUUUGUAUCUAAGAAAUUGUUUGACUGAAGGUGAAGCAUUUAAAUAAAUUUUCGGGAUGU
This is a messenger RNA of Acanthaster planci (crown-of-thorns starfish), 2992 nucleotides long. RefSeq lists its product as uncharacterized. Lineage: Eukaryota; Metazoa; Echinodermata; Asteroidea; Valvatida; Acanthasteridae. The record is from RefSeq and is a predicted model, not a curated record.